Molecule: messenger RNA, 200 nt
Organism: Striga hermonthica
Lineage: Eukaryota; Viridiplantae; Streptophyta; Magnoliopsida; Lamiales; Orobanchaceae
Source: the annotation of a GenBank genome assembly
UUAAAGUAUUUUUCAUGUGUUCAAUAAUGUUGAACUUUUUCAAUGAUCAGAUGCCGCCCCGUAGGGAACCCGAUCGCCCGAUUAUUCCCCAGGCCACCAUAGUCGCACAGUUCCGCGACUAUCAUCCUGAGAAAUUCUCCGGUCAGGGAGAUCCCCGUAUUGUGGACGAGUGGAUUCAGGGCCUUGAAUUGAUUUUCGAG